Molecule: messenger RNA, 555 nt
Organism: Fundulus heteroclitus (mummichog)
Lineage: Eukaryota; Metazoa; Chordata; Actinopteri; Cyprinodontiformes; Fundulidae
Gene: snrpe
Product: small nuclear ribonucleoprotein polypeptide E
Exons: 5
Coding region: 120-398 (92 amino acids)
Biological process (GO): spliceosomal snRNP assembly; mRNA splicing, via spliceosome
Cellular component (GO): U2 snRNP; U4/U6 x U5 tri-snRNP complex; U1 snRNP
Molecular function (GO): RNA binding
Source: RefSeq, a predicted model, not a curated record
AACACGGAAACGAGAGCGCCAUUGUUGCAACGUGAGUUGAACGUUAAGACGCACUAAAGUGAAGAGGCGCUGUGUUUUUUUAUCGCUUUCCGCUCGUUUGGGUUUUUGUUUUUGGACAAAUGGCGUACAGAGGACAAGGACAGAAGGUCCAGAAGGUUAUGGUGCAACCCAUUAACCUCAUUUUCAGAUACCUUCAGAAUCGCUCCAGAAUCCAGGUGUGGCUGUACGAGCAGGUCAACAUGCGGAUAGAGGGCUGCAUUAUCGGCUUUGAUGAGUACAUGAACCUGGUUCUAGAUGAUGCUGAAGAAAUCCACAUGAAGACCAAGAACAGAAAGCCGCUGGGGAGGAUCAUGUUGAAAGGAGACAACAUUACGCUGCUGCAGAGUGUGUCCAACUAGCGAUGGAGACGGCAACAAUUCUAGACUUUUCUAGAACGUUUUUUUUUUUCUUUUCCUUUUUUAUGGUCUGUGUGUUUUGUUUAUAUGGCAUGACUAUUGUAAUUGUUUCCCUCUACCACAUAUUUGAAAAAUAAAGUUUUGUUUUUUUCCAAAAGUU